Messenger RNA from Spea bombifrons (plains spadefoot toad), 658 nucleotides. It is a transcript of the gene PFN2, whose product is annotated as profilin 2. Gene Ontology annotation, cellular component: cytoplasm. The record is from RefSeq and is a predicted model, not a curated record. The transcript is spliced from 3 exons. Gene Ontology annotation, molecular function: actin binding. The coding region runs from base 175 to 597 and encodes 140 amino acids. Lineage: Eukaryota; Metazoa; Chordata; Amphibia; Anura; Pelobatidae. Gene Ontology annotation, biological process: actin cytoskeleton organization; positive regulation of actin filament bundle assembly; regulation of actin filament polymerization.
CCUAUUUCCUCGGCUUCUCCCGGCAGUCGGAGCUCAGAUUAUCUCCGGUCGUGACGGAGCCACUUCGUUGUCCCCAGUGUCGCCUACCCACAUCCCUACCCCGGGAUCCCAGGUCCUUUUAGUCUUUGUUACCUCUUGGUCGCCCCUCUCGGUGCCCCCCUCCCCUCACUGAAGAUGUCCGGCUGGCAGGAUUACGUGGAUAUGUUGAUGGCCGAUGGCAGCUGCCAGGAGGCCGCCAUUGUCGGUUACGUGGACGCCAAAUAUGUCUGGGCAACAACCCCCGGGGGCAUCUUUCAGACAAUAACGCCUGCAGAAAUAGAUGUACUGAUAGGAAAGGACAGAGAAGGAUUCUUCACUGGAGGACUAACCGUCGGAGGAAAGAAAUGCUCGGUGAUCAGAGACAGCCUGUAUAUUGAGAACGAUUUCACAAUGGACAUCAGGACAAAAAGUCAAGGUGGUGAACCCACAUACAACAUUGCUGUAGGCAAAGCUGUAAGAGUCUUGGUCUUUGCAAUGGGGAAAGAAGGCGUCCACGGAGGUGGUUUGAAUAAAAAGGCAUUUGCGAUGGCAAAAUACUUGAGAGAUAUGGGAUUUUAGUUGUUAGGUUGACUUACAUUCUAGGGGGAUAAAAUAAAUAAAAACACUAAAAAAAAAAAAA